Manduca sexta (tobacco hornworm) is the source of this 2640-nucleotide messenger RNA. RefSeq names its product serine/threonine-protein kinase PLK4 (gene SAK). Gene Ontology annotation, biological process: protein phosphorylation. The transcript has 3 exons. Lineage: Eukaryota; Metazoa; Arthropoda; Insecta; Lepidoptera; Sphingidae. Bases 585 to 2477 code for a protein of 630 amino acids. The record is from RefSeq and is a predicted model, not a curated record. Gene Ontology annotation, molecular function: ATP binding; protein kinase activity.
CCUUUGCCUUCCCAAUAAAUAGUAAAUAUUAAAAAAAUCUCCGCUUGUAAGUUUAAUGUUGAUAUUUCAAAGUUAUCUCAGUUUUCCAAUAAAAGUACUUAUUUAAGGGCUUCUUGUAGCUUUAUUCAAAUGUUAUAUAUGAAUUGUUUAAAAAGAUUAUAUUCUGCAAAUAAAAAUGAUAUGACAUCUUUGGCUUUAUACAAAUACCUAUUACGUGAAUGUGAAAGAUUACCACCUGACGCUUGUAAACAUUAUAAAUUCGCUGUAAAGCAGAGUUUUAAACAACAUAAAUUUGAACCAGACACACAAAGAGUAAAAGAAAUUAUAGCAAAGAGCAUUGAGGAUGCUAAAUGGGUUGUAACGAAGUAUGUGAAACAAUAAUGGAUAUACUGAAGUUAUACAUUUGUAUGGAUAAAGUGGAAAGAAAGAAUAAUUUCAUUCAUGAUAUGCGUAUUUUGUAGAUAAUAGAAUAUGUUUGGUGAAAAAAUUGAAGACUAUGAAAUAUUUGAACAAUUAGGAAAGGGGGAUUUGCACAUGUUUAUAGAGCAAGAUGUCGCAGAACAGGCCAAUUUGUUGCUAUCAAAAUGAUAGACAAAGCACUCAUGGCAAGUGCAGGCAUGAUAGGAAGAGUAAGACAAGAAGUCACAAUACAUUCUCGCCUGAAGCAUCCUGCUAUAUUAGAGUUAUACACGUUUUUUGAAGAUAUGCACUAUGUCUAUUUAGUUUUAGAACUUGCACAUAAUGGUGAGUUAGCCAAACAUUUUAAACUUGGAACUCGUGGUUUGUCAGAGAAAGCAGCUGCUGAUAUUUUGAAACAAGUUCUUAGUGGAGUGCUCUAUUUGCAUACUCAUAAUAUUAUUCAUAGAGAUUUAUCUUUAAAUAAUUUACUGUUAACAAAGGAUUUAAUUGUAAAAAUAGCAGAUUUUGGUUUAGCUACACAGUUAAAUGGACCAGAUGAGAAACAUGUAACCAUGUGUGGUACGCCUAAUUAUAUAUCUCCAGAAGUAGCAUCAAGAGAAGUACAUGGAUUGCCAGCUGAUGUUUGGGGGUUAGGGUGUAUGUUGUUCACCCUACUAGUUGGAAGUCCUCCAUUUCACACACAGCAUGUUAAAACUACUCUUAAUAAAGUUAUUAAUGCUGAUUAUAAAAUACCAUCAGAGCUGUCAUUAGAAGCACAAGAUCUAUUACAAAGACUCUUAUGUAAAGACCCCACCAAAAGAAUAACAUUAAAAGGUAUUAUUGAGCACCCUUUUCUUAGUUAUAAUGUCCAGAAACAGGAAUUCUCCAGAGAUUCUGGGUUUCUUACUACUAUGCACAGUACACAACAUAGCAGCAAACUUAAAGCUGAAGAAAUUUUAAAUGUUGAUUAUCUUCAUGGAUGUAAGGACCACAACAUUGCUAAAGAUUUUAAACCAACAUCAUUUAAUGUUUUAAAUGGGAUUCAAGAAAAUAGUAAUGUAUAUCAAAAUCAAGAGGAAAGACAUAAUCGAAAUUUUAAUGUUGAACCAGUUUUUACAGAAGUUAUACCCAAUGUGAAUACUAAUACCAAUAUGUAUCUCAAAAAAUAUGAUAGUGCAUGUAGCAGUAAUUCAGAUUUAUUAGAAAAUAUUAAGCAACUAGACAUAAGAACCGAAGCUCCCCGAAAAAAUCCAAGCAUUAAUAGCCAUGAUGAAAACAAAACUAAAAGUUGCAAUGUUAAUACUAAUAUGUUGAAUGUUCCUCCUCUUUGUGCCAAUAGACUGCCAACAAUUUCACAUCGAACGCGAAAUGCCAUCCUUAAAAUCGAACCAAAUGCAGUAGUUGUAGAAUUUUUGAAAAAAACAGGAAAGAAUAGAGAAGAAAAAGUUAUGGAAAUAUGUAAAAUAUCUAAAGAUGGCAUGAAAAUAAUUAUUUUUUCUGUGGACAAAAAUAAUAAGAAGAAUAUUGAUAUCAACCGUGAUCCUAAUCCAGAUGAAGUAUUUUCCUAUCACAAUUUACCACAAAAACACUGGAAAAAGUACUUAUAUGCAUCUCGUUUUGUUGAUCUAGUCAAAGCCAAAACACCAAAAAUUACCCUCUACACUUCAUUGGCUAAAUGUCAAUUAAUGGAAAAUGGCACAGAUUUUGAGUUAUUUUUUUAUAAUGGAGAGAAAGUAACAAGCACCCUUAAUGAAGGAAUAAAAAUAAUUGACAAAUUUUCAAAAAUACAUCACAAUGGUGCUUCGGUUCCAGACUUAAAAUAUGUGUUAGAACAUUUUGAAGAGUGUUCUAAUCGUAUAAAACGCAUACAAACAGCAUUAUCGUGUAUAUCUGAUGAAUGUUAUCCUCUCAUUAUUGGAAAAAGACCUAUUCAAACUGUUAACAAUGUACUAUCCCCCAAGCAUUCUUCAGUCAAUGUAGACUACAAUACACCAGUUCUUAACAUUGGCUCCUUUCAUAGAACGAUAGCUAGUUCAUGUCAAGCACAAAGUGACAUAGGUAUUUUAAAAAAUAUGUGACAUAAACAUAUGUUUAUCUUAUUAGAAUUUAACUUAUGUACCUUUAUAUUAAGAGUAGCAAAUAUUUUGUUUGCCUAAUAUAUUGAUACAAGACAAAUUCACUUUGAACGCUUUAUUAUUGUUAGUUUGUAACAUGUAUAAAAUAAUAAUUUAUAUAGAUCAA